Molecule: messenger RNA, 3848 nt
Organism: Nerophis ophidion (straightnose pipefish)
Lineage: Eukaryota; Metazoa; Chordata; Actinopteri; Syngnathiformes; Syngnathidae
Gene: cfap58
Product: cilia and flagella associated protein 58
Exons: 17
Coding region: 14-2572 (852 amino acids)
Cellular component (GO): cytoskeleton
Source: RefSeq, a predicted model, not a curated record
CGCAGGGGAAGACAUGGCCGAGUCACUGGAAGAGUUCCAGGCGGUUCUCAGUGGGCUCACUGAGGACCAAGAGGACCCAAACAUGGACAAGUUUCGUGAAGAGUAUGAAAAGCUCCUCAAUGUCCUGACCAAGUCCUACGGAAAUGAGAAAAGGCUCAUGACCAAGUGCAAGGAACUCAGUGCAGAGAUUGCUUCAGCCUCCACCAAGUUUGAAGCUGCUGUGAAGAUGACCCAGGAUGAUGAGACAACGAUAUCGUCUCUUAAAACGGAAGUGGAAAAAGCGUGGAAGAUGGUGGAUGCUGCUUAUGUUAAGGAACAGGCCCAGAUGGAGAUGAUCAAGAAUCUACAAGAGGAGGUUACCAGCCUAACACAGCUAGCAGAACAACAAAGUAUGGCCUCCGCCAACCAAGAUCAAAGUGAAUUGCUGAAAAUGAUUGAAGAUUUAACAAAUGAGCGCGAUCGCCUGCUGACAACAGUCGAGAGUCUCAGGGAACAGUUGAGCAUCGCCAGUACGAGCAAGCAGAAGGCAGAGAACCAAAGGGAGGCUGCCUUAAACAACAUUUCCCAGCUUCAACAUGAGAUUCAGUUGCAGCAGAACGACAUUUCCCGUGAGCAGAGGUUGAAGGAAAAACUGGAGAAGGAGUUGAAUGAGCUCAGCAUCAACAUGGAAACCAAGAUCAGAGAGAUACUAAUACUGAAAAAAGACGCCCAAACAUUCAAAGAGGAACAGAUGAGAUCAAUGCAACAACUGAAAUCAAUGAAGAAUGCCAUUGAGAAAGUCACUAAAGAACUGGAACAGUUGCAACACAAAACCAACAAGUUGCAACGGGACCGGGAUCAGCUCGUAUCCGUUAGAGAACGCAUCUUUUUGGAAAAUCAGAAGAACUUAACCGAACUUAAGUUGAAAGAAGACGUGAUCAAUCAGAUUCGCCAGGAGAUUUCCAAAGAAAGACUAAUGAAAGAGGCCAUCCAGAAGAAGUUCCGCGUCAUGGAGGAUCAGAAAUCGGAUGUGGAAGUACAGAGAGAGAUCUUGAAAGCUCGUAUCGCUGGUGUGGAGAAAGAGUUUGAGGGUUCACGGAAGCAAGUUGAAGCUGACAAAAAAGUAAUUAACGAGCUGACCAGAGAGCGAGACCUCUUGAGUAAGAAUGUGGCUAAAGCUACAGAGGAGAUAGAGGAAACUCAGAUCUCGGUGAUGGAGCUUGAGAAUGACAAACGAGUGCUUCAACAAGAGAUCUCCGGCAACCUCCUGGAGAGCCAGAAGCAGCGUAAGAUCAUCCAGGAUCUGGAAAAGGAACGAGACCGCUACAUUAACGAAGCCAACAACCUUUUGAAAAAGGUGCAAGAAAAAGCUGAUGAAAUAGAAACCAGCGAGAUGGCAAUACAUAACUGGAAGAAGAGGGUCGCUGAAGAAGAGUGCAAGCUCAAAAGAAAAGAAGACAUCCUGGAGUCCGUGAUUUCUGAGAGGAACCACUACAGCAAAAACCUUGUUGAAGCGCAGGACAGCAUCUCAAAGUUGAAGAUCAAGAUGAGGUCCAUGGCCAACCAGAUGACUCAGCUGAAAGAUGAGAUAACUGCAAAGGAGCUGGUCAUUUACAAAGACCAACAGCAUCACAAGCGCUUGGAACGGGAUAACGAGGUUCUCAAGGCUGACCUGAAGUUGAUUAAGCAGCAACUGGAGGAGGAAAUGCAACGUGUUGAGAAUCUAAAAGUCGAAAAGGAAAAACUGGAGAAAAUCAUUGAUGAUAACCAAGUUGAACAAACACUAACUAAGAAACAAUUAGAGCAGGUGAUCAGAGAACGAGACAAUUUGGGUAAGCAGCUGCUGCAGCGCAACGAAGAGCGUACGCUCUUGUAUGAGAAAAUCAAGAUCCAGAUAUCGAUAAUAAGCAAGAGGGACUUCCACCACAAUCAGCGGAUGGAAGACAUCCGCCUUCUCAAGCUGGAAAUCAAAAGGCUGAGACGUGAGAAAAAUAUCCUGGACAAGACGGUGCCCAACACAGACGAACUGAGGCGAGAAAUGUUUACACUGCAGAGGGAGCUGGCCAAAGAAAGGAUUCGGAACGGCGUCCUUGAAGAGCAACUCAACCCCAUAAAUAUUCACCGAUGGAGGCGACUGGAGGGCAGUGAUCCCUGCAAGUAUGAACUGAUCCAGAAGGUUCAUACGUUACAGAGAAGACUCAUCAGUAAGACGGAAGAGUUUGAGGAGGUGGAAUUCUUAUUACAGGAAAAGGAGAAGCUAUAUGUGGAGCUGCAGCAACUUUUGGCUCGGCAGCCUGGCCCAGAGACACUUGAACAGCUUCAGCAUUGCCAGUGGACAUUGAGGGAAAGGACCAAAAAACUUAUGGCGUUGACUGCAGAGGUGAGAGUGCUGGAUGCAAAGAUGAUUGACUACAAAAGUGAAAAUCAAAGCCUGAACACUGAGAUUACAGAACUCAAGAAGAAGUACUUCAGUCAGAAAAAGCAACAAAGCGAGAAGGCCAAAAGCAAAGCGGAACACUUGGUGCUACCUCAGCUGAUCAACAAGCCACAAUUCACCGGAGGAGGCUUCAAGUUUGACGAACUUUUCAGAUGAUAAUUAUAUUUUUAUAUUUUGUAUAUAGGUGAAUAUCACUGCAAUAAUCAAUAUUGUGUCGUGAGACUUGUCAAGUAAAUGUGACACAAUCUCCAACCCUUCAAAAUCAGGCUUUGUCUCAAAAGGAAUAUUUCCUGAUAAUGAAUUGCAUCCACUUGAGUUACAGUAGUUCCUAAAUUUACUAUUGACAAAUAUGUACUGUACAUGUCAACAUAAUAUUAGAAGGGGGUGUUCAAAGAAUUAAUAAAUUAUCAUUUAUGUGGGUUGAUCCUCAGCUGCCAUUAAUUCAAGUCUACAUAGAUGUUGUUGGCACAAAAAUAAUAAGAACACAUUGAGCACAUCUAUUUGACACUGGGUAAGUAAAACAGUCGGGGUAUCAGACUUUAGACUUCAAAUCCUCUUAUAAAUAUGCUGUGGCAGUCUAAAAGUCAAGAAAUUAUAAAACAAUGUUAUUAUCACCUGUGCAAAGUUGGUUGCUAAUAAAAUAAAGUGCAAUGUUUUCAAACUUUCAGUAGAAGCUGUACAGGCCACAGACAUUUGUAAAUAAUGCAUUGGCCUGAAUUAACUUUUGGACCCAAAUAACAUGUGUAACAUAUCUGAACAUGCAUGAGGAAUAUUUCAAUCAGUCAAUCAAAGUAUACUUAUUUAGUCUUUAAUCACAAAUGUCUCAAAGGGCUGCAUAAGCCACAACUGCAUCUGAUUAUUCGACAUCUGAUCCACACAUACUUGACAUUAAAUAACAGACUUUGGCAUAAAAGAUGCAUGAUGACAAGUGAUAUUUGUAAUUCUGAAUUGAUCAUAUCUAUCAUAUAGCCCUACUUUGAAUAAGUGACAUAAAUACCUUAACACUGGCCGAUGCAUUAAUCAGAAAACUAGUGUCUGACACAGGAAAUGCAUCACCAAACAACGGACUGACAUAAAAAGUGGUUCUAACCAAGGUAUGAAGAAAAAACUGCAAAGGUAAGGCGAUUGUCAACGUAAAUCCUCAUUUUGCACUGUUUUGUAUUCAUGUCCAGUCAUUUUUUUAGUGCUUUGAGAAACAUUCCCACAGGUGAGAGAGGCUAACUCGGAAUGUUUUUAGUUGGAAUUUCACUAAAACUGGUCUUGCAGAGCUUUUAGCAGACAUUUGUUGCAUUAUUUACUUAUUUAGCAUGGAUAUGGUGUUGAUGAAUACAGUAUGGGGCGUUCUUAAAAUAAGAGCCAUGUUGCCUUUUGUACUGUAGUAUUUCAAGCACAAGAGGUUAGAGAAUGUGAAAUAAUAAAUCAAGCAACACAG